Molecule: messenger RNA, 3637 nt
Organism: Malaya genurostris
Lineage: Eukaryota; Metazoa; Arthropoda; Insecta; Diptera; Culicidae
Gene: MAN1
Product: inner nuclear membrane protein Man1
Exons: 4
Coding region: 473-2980 (835 amino acids)
Biological process (GO): nuclear envelope organization; negative regulation of BMP signaling pathway
Cellular component (GO): nuclear inner membrane
Molecular function (GO): chromatin DNA binding
Source: RefSeq, a predicted model, not a curated record
UUUUGACAGCUCAGAAGCUCAGAAAAAUUUUCACUUAUUUCUCAAAUCGUGUGAGUGUGUUGUUCGGUCGAUUUUCAGUCAUAAUUUCACAAAUUAACGUUCCAAAACCGGUCGUCAGUGAACAAAGCGAGGAUUAAUUCGUUGGACGGAUUGAAGUGGUGCGGUGAAUAAUUGAAAUGCGCCAUGAAACCAUCGGAAUGUCGGCGUAAAAGUAGUGUUUUCCCAUCUGCUAGCACUGAUCGACGGCAUCACCAUCAGUUAUUCAAAAACAGAAGCGCCGUGUGCGUGGGAACGAAUCGCAAGUAAAUACAGCCCGAUUACAUAUCUACUAGCACGAGGCGCCACCAGGAGGAAUUCAAUUCGGGUUUGUGGUUGUGUUUGGUGAAGUUUUUCUUUUGAAUCAUCGACCGAAAAAGAAUUCUUGUUUUGAAAGAGCAAAGCACCUUGAACGUGAAGACGUUCGGCGGGCAUCAUGAGUGGUCGGAUGGACAAUUUGGAACUGCUGUCGGACGACGAGCUCCGGCUCAGGCUAAUGCAGUAUGGAUUUCAGAAUCUCCCGGUCACCAAUACCACCCGUAAGCUGUUGAUAAAAAAGCUCAGGAAUCACAUGGAAAACGAGAAAGGAAAAUUGCGGCGGGAAACGAGCUACGCAACACGCUACUCUUCCGGUGAGGAAUCCGAUGGGGAAAAACGAUCUGGUCGGAGAGCAACGACCAGCGGCACGAGCAGUGCGCGAACCGCAAUGCCACCACCAGCGCCCAGGUCGGUUACAAAGAGACACAGCAAUUCACCCAUAUCAAAUAGUAGCUUACUUUUCAAUAACAACAAUAAUAACAACAACAACCACAACAAAUCGAUAUCACCCGGUUCAGCAAGAAGCGCCGUGUACAUCUCACCAGUUAUUAUCAACGACAGUGAAGAGGAGGAUUAUUCCGGUGGUUUACGGCCAACGAGUCGAGUUUUCGGAAAUUCAUCUUCAUCGCCGAGUGCACUAUUCCGCCGUACCGCCCCCAGCAGUACUUAUUCAACACCGACAAGACUUCCCGCCAGCAUAAGUACGGCAGCUGCCACACAACUUCCUUCCUAUCGAAUAGCGGGAAACAACAUUUCAGUGGCUCCAUCCAGCAACGCAUUGACCAGGCUAAACGAUUCGUCAAACUCCAACGGUAGUGCGUCGGAGUCUCCGUACGUGAGUGAGUACACCAAACGAUUGCUGCAGUUGCGGGGUGAAACAGUAUCCCACGAGAACUACAACAGUGCCGUUGGCAGUGCCCUCAGUGGUGGUGCCAACAGCAGUGGGAACAAUCUCAACGUGAAUCACAGUGGAGUUCCGAUUAGUGGGAACCACUUCCGCAGCCGGUACACCUACGCGGGUAGAUAUUCGACCAACCACAAUGAUGCUGGUGGUGGGAACGGUUUCAGUGAAAACGAUAUUGUGACACAUGCUCAACCAAGCCCGGACCCACCGCAAAUUCCACUCAGGAUUGCAUUGGGCAACCUGAUUACAAAACUGGAUGAGCACUACGGUUUCAAGCAGACAUUUAUUCCAUGUGCGCUUCUGUGCAUAUUCAUCGCUUUUCUGGUUUCUGUGGCAUUUAUGUAUAUGACCAUUAGCACGGAUAUUGCCGGCACUCUGAAUUCGAUUGACACAAGGUACGACUUGUGUGAUACCACGACUACAGACAGCAGAAGAUGUGUGUCGCAGUCGGAGAUGGAGCCGGCCUUAGAAAUGUUGAAGCUAGUAGGAACCGAAUUGAAGAGUCGCGUAGAGCACAGUAAGUGUGUGGAUUCCACUGUGUCAUAUUUGAUGAGUGCUGACGAGGUGUUGAAGCUGGCAAAGGAGCACUAUCCGGCUGUCUUGAUUCCACAACUGACAAAACAUUUGCACGCAAUGGAAUAUUUGAUCGAUCGGAAUCCACAGUGGCGUAUAAAUCACUGUGACGAGAACGGCAGCGAAAUAGGGUUCGAAGAAGUUUUACGCCGGAGGCCGACCAAGAGUAACUAUUUUGCUAUACUGAAACCGAAACUGCCGUUCACGUGUAUGCUGUACAACAAAUUCCACACAUUCUUCGUUAUUGUGGGCGUGCUGGGAAUCAUUGGAUUGAUCACAUAUCUGGGAAAUUGUUUUCUGAAAUUCGUACUGCAGGUCAAGCAAAAACGCAAAGAUCAAGUGAAUGGAUUGAUCACUGAGAUUAUCCAGGCGGUCAGUCAAGCCUCGUCAUCUGCGGGGGGAACGGAACCAUCCGAGGAGGGUGGUGUGGUGGUGGUCAAUCAUCUUCGAGAUCGCCUGAUAAGCCUCGACAACCGAAAGAAGCUAGAGUGGGCUUGGAUCGAAGCUCUACAGUUUUUGGAGCGAAAUGAAAGCCGAAUCCAGUUUGAGGUGGGCAAUCGCGGAGGCGAGGACUUCAAAAUGAUGCGUUGGAUUGACACGGCACCAAUCACGGUGAAUUCGAUAGCCCGGUCUGUUCCGGGAGGAGUGAAAAAGUGGCAAAGCCCAGCCUUUGAUAACACCAAUAAGAUACCUGAUCCACCAACACCUUGCCUGAAAAUCCGACAAAUGUUCGACAAGUACGAAGUGAACGAUCCAAACCUCAGGACGAUUGUACAGGAUGCCAUUCUGGAGAAAGUCGGACAGCGAUGCAAAAUCUACGACAUCCAGCUGGAUCGGAACACUUGCUGUGUCUAUGUGCGCUGCGCUUCGGCCAAGGAUGCUGGAAUCGUACACGACGAAAUCAACGGUUGGUGGUUCGAUAAUCGGUUGGUGUCGAUCAAAUUUCUGCGACUGGAGCGCUAUCUGGCACGGUUUCCGCGAUCAUCUGCCGGUCCCGCUUGUCUGAAACCAUCGAAUCGUAACAAUAGCUCGAUGUCACAGCAACCGCCGAUCGGUGACCGGCCAUCGAACCAAGUCCAGCGCGACGACGACGAGGAAGACGAAGAGGAAGAGGACGACACUGAACCGGAGCAUGAGCCAGAGUGCUAAUAUUUUAAUUUCAUCCUUAGUUUUUCUUAAAUUUUAAACUUGAUUAGUUGUAAAUUAACGCAGCCGCCGCUUACAUUGCUUUACAAUUGGUGAAAAUCGCCGAAGGGAUAAGUUUAUUUUUUAUCAUCGUUCAAUUUGAAAUUUAUCAUACUCUUUACGAAUUAAAAAAAAACAAAAUCACCGUAGCGAAACAAAACAAUAUCGUUAAACUUAUGAACCAGAGCAAAUAAAAAUAAAUUUUGUUGGUUUAAUGUACUGUUGAGACGUCUUAUAAUGUAAAUUAAAAACAAAUCGAAUUCUUAUCAUUCUAAGUGGCGAUGGUAAACCGUAGAGGAUGAGGGGACACCGCUGUAAUCAGCGGUAGGUCUGAUGAAAUUGCGAUGGAAAUGCAAAUUCGCAUUCCGUUCAUCUUAUGCUGAUAAAAAAAAAGUCCACGGACGUGAGCCAUAAUCUUGGUGAGCCAUUGUUUUUAUCAACAAAUCAAAAACACAAACUCAUUAGAGGGACAUACUAAACUGGAAUGCGUUAUCAUUAAUUUUAGCUGGUUACGAAAAACAAAACGGUAUCUGACAAAAAAAAAUCUGAAAGUUGUUAGCAUAAGGAAACAUUGUAAAAUAUAAUCGAUUUAGUAAUAAAUAAAUGGUACAUCUUUAGUAA